This is a messenger RNA of Ceratina calcarata, 3113 nucleotides long. Its product is annotated as stromal membrane-associated protein 1. Gene Ontology annotation, molecular function: metal ion binding; GTPase activator activity. Lineage: Eukaryota; Metazoa; Arthropoda; Insecta; Hymenoptera; Apidae. The transcript is spliced from 8 exons. The record is from RefSeq and is a predicted model, not a curated record. The coding region runs from base 309 to 1748 and encodes 479 amino acids. Gene Ontology annotation, cellular component: cytoplasm.
AAGAGGAUUGAGGGAUCUCUUCCUGUUAAAUAAUAAUGAGGAAAAUGUUAACAUCGUGAACAAUUUAUUUGUUAUUCCGUCAAGAAUAUUGACAGGUGACCCAAUAGAAUUCCUCGAACCAACCAACAUGACGUUUCAGUGGUAACGAGUCGAAUUAUUGGGGGCGUUCGUUCGCUGACCACUGGUGACUGCAUCGGCACUACUUGACUUGACUGUCCUCCUCGCGUGUGUUUAACUUCAACGUUGAAAGAGGAAAACAUUGUUUUGUUGGCCCCGUGUGCAAGGAGUUUCUCCGUGAAACUGCAGGAAUGACGUCUCGCGUGGAGAAGGAACGUUCCAAGCAGAUACAAGAGAAAUGUCAGAACCUUUUGAUACAGAUGCUACGCGACGAGGAUAACAAGUAUUGUGUCGACUGCGAUGCGAAAGGACCGAGGUGGGCCAGUUGGAAUUUAGGCAUUUUCUUAUGUAUCCGUUGCGCUGGAAUACAUAGAAAUCUGGGAGUUCAUAUAAGCAGAGUCAAGUCCGUUAAUUUAGAUACAUGGACGCCGGAGCAAGUAGUGAGUUUACAACAAAUGGGAAAUUCCCGUGCGAGGGCAGUAUACGAAGCAAAUCUUCCCGAUAGUUUCCGAAGACCUCAAACGGUCUGUAGCCUUGAAAAUUUUAUUCGCGCAAAGUACGAACACAAAAAGUACAUAGCUAGGGAAUGGGUACCACCUCCGUUACCAAAGGUAAAUUGGGACAAAGAGCUGGACGAAGAGGCAGAGAGGCAGCGUAGAAGAAAAAAGGAUAAUUCCAAGACGUCCAGCGCUCCAGCUAUACUUCCGCCAGUUAAGAAACCAGAAGUAGUGCCUCAAUUGCCAAAACCUAAGAGUUCUGUCAGUCCUAAGCCUAAUAGAGCAAACAAUUCUGCGACUCAAGACUUACUGGGUUUAGAUGCUCCAGCAACAAAUCAGUCGAACGUAAACGGUGCUGGCGACGACAUAUUCUCUUCAUUUUUAUCAGCAUCUCCCGCUGCGAGUAGCAGUAGUACUUCUAGUACAAUCACAUCGACGGACACGCCAACAGCUGCAAGUAAAAGUGAAGAAGAGAAUUUCUUUGAUCAGCCAGCACCGUCGUCCCAAGAAAAAAAUAAAAUGUCCAAAGACAGUAUUCUGGCCUUGUACGGAACCCCGAGUCAUCAGCAGUCAACCAUGUUCGGAGUUCCUGCUGGAUUAUACGCUCAACAAUCUACGGUUCAGUACAAGCAAGUACCAAGCGCGGUGCCGUUUGGUCAGCCAACUAAUUAUCCAAAUCAACAAAGUUCCUUGACUCAGCUUAAUCAACUUCCUGCCCAGAUGUCUGUCACAGCUAAUCAGUUACCUAUUAAUCAAAAUCAAGUUACGGUAAAUACUAAUUCGUUAGGACCGAUGGCACCGAAUUCUUUAGGGAACUGUUUGCCAAACGUAGGCCAAAUAAAUGGUGUGCCUAAUCCGAUGCAAUCUCAAGUGGUGAUGCAACUAGGACAGUCUAGCAUUAGUAGUAAUAACGGAUGGAGUGGAAUGUUGACGCAAAAUCUUCAACCGGCUCCUGGUAGCAAUCCAUUUUUCAAUUUAACAUCUCAACAGCAGCAACAGUCCGUUGCGUUCAAUUCCCAGUUGUCGCAACAAAUGGCGCAAAUUUCAUUAGGUGGAACGAACUACUCGACCACGCCAGGAAAAUCUACUACCGCACUUCCCGGUCAAACGCUUUCCACCAAUUUGUGGCAGUAAAAAAAUUACAAAUAUCGCUAGUUGAUCGAUUGUAUCGUUCAGUGUCGUACACUAGUGUCGAACGUUCGUUACCCAACAUAAUUACAUUUCCAUGUUAGCUUGGAAAAUCCAGUCGGGGACAUCACGCGACGGAGACACGAAUAAAAAGUACUCGGGCUACUGCCGUUUCCGAAAAAAAAAAGUAUUUCGUGAGUGCACGACGAAGUAUCUCGAGUCGAAAAGAUUUCUUCGCUAAAGCUUCGCUAGCUUUCAACGUUAUUGUUGGAAAGGUGGAAACUAUAUGAAUAAAAACCAAUUUUUUGACUGACUGUAAAGAUGAGUUAUUCGUGACGUACAGUAUACAACGUACUCGAUAAUGUAAUUGUAUUAUUUGCUAAAACGGGUGCUUUUGUAAUCACCGUGAACGUGUGUCAGGGUCCACUUUCAUUAUGGCAAAAUAACUUUCAUUACACUUAAAAUAGGUAUACAAAUAUUUUUAGUACAACGUAUGCGUAUCUUGCGACACAGUUCAUUUUUACCCGAAAACGUAAGGGAGAAACUGGACGCAUAAAUAUGUUUUAACGAAAUAUUCAAGUUCUCUGACAAACUGUACAUUAAAGGCCACUUUACUUAAAAGUGACUUCAGUUAUUUUGAAAGCUAGUUCAUUCUCUAACAGGAAAUAACGAUAUUUAUAUAUGAUCGAAAUGUAUCGUACGUUCUAAACGUUUCAUUGUUAUUUUUGUCUACUGUUAACAUCGGUUCGUGUAAAAAUCGUAUGGACAAUGCCUUGCGUUUUAAAAAGUUAUUGUCGUUUGUAUUAACUUAAUAUUCAAACAAGUAUUAUUAUUACUCCUUACCUUAAUGCAUUUAGCGUUUUUAUUAAUAGUUGAUGGCAGUGACUUAAUCACAUUACUGACACCUUCAUUUCUAAAGUAUACGUAAUGAAGUCUAAAGAAACAUGUUUUCAAACGAUAUGCACUUAAACACCAAGUAUUUUAAUUAAAAGUGUUUGCUGACGACUAAAUACAAUUGUGUAAAACGGGGUUCUUAUAAUUCCCUGCUAAAAUUGUAUAAUUUAUUGCCGUGUAAGAAGAAAAAUACUGAAACUUGACAAUAAGUUCGAAAUAUAUUUAUCACGUUUACGUUUCAAUUGCAUUGAACCGUUCUUUAUUUAAUCGGAUAAUAUAAAUUACUAUGUCGGACACGAAAUAAAUAACAUAAACGUAAGAAAUUUUUUUCAUGUAUUCUUAUAAUUAGAAAUUAUCGUGGUACAUGCAGUUCAAUAGUGAUUCAGGACAAUUAGACCUUGUAACUUACUGUUGCAUCGAGAAAAAUUCAAUUGUAAAAUUGAUGAUAAGUACAAAUAUACGUUGUCAAAGAAAAUA